Messenger RNA from Acaulospora colombiana, 191 nucleotides. NCBI's taxonomy places the organism in Eukaryota, Fungi, Glomeromycota, Glomeromycetes, Diversisporales, Acaulosporaceae. The record is from the annotation of a GenBank genome assembly.
CAUGGAAUGUCACAAAUACAUCUGCCGACAAAAACGUAAACCGUAGACGUGUGCGGCAUCUUAGAUCAGGGGAGAUCCCCCUUUGUGCAAUACCAUGGUAUGUGGAAAAGCCAAGACAAGUUUUGGUGCAGAGGGCGAUUCGAGACGACUUCGGCAUCAUACCCCAGAGCGUUUACGACUCAUUUUAUGAG